ACGAUGUUACUCCAGCGCUAUCAGAAACGCAUCCCCCGCGCGAAUGUGAAUGUCCAUGCCGAUCAAUUACUCCGGCCCAGGGAGAAUGAAAGAAAUCCUUCACAUAUGCGGCAUGUAUUUAUUCAGGGGCAUGGGAACGGACGGCGCCGAUGUGCAAGAUACAAGCAUACAGCCAUCGACACUAGUUGCUAGCCACCGCGCAACGCCCACAUAUACGACCCGGCUAGCCAACGAAAGUUUCCCCGGUUAAAGACGAAGCAUGUUUUAGUAGCUUCAUAUGUGGACGGCACAUGAAGCUCCCUACCAAGCAUGGACGAAGCGUCAUGUCUCACAGUUUAUCACUUACCCCUCAAGGGAAGAGACGCUCCGGAACAAAUACCUCGCCGUCCCUCCACCCCAGUUACGCCGAGGAUGUUUUCAUCAAAUUGUUUUUUUCCCGAAUAAGAGUUCGAUGGUUUUACUACUGUUGGUUAUUUUUAUGAUGAUGCAAAUGCUGUCAUAGCAAACAAACAGACCAACAGCUUAUGACGCUGUUUCUGUUUGAGAGCAAACUCUGCGAACCUUUGCACAUGGUUCGUUGACUGUCGAUCUCUCGAUCCGCCGAGGCACUAGCGCCGCCCUUGUGCAGGUCCUUUUCCGGCUUGCCGACGAAGGCCUCGUCAAUCAAUCAAUCUAUGACUGAAUGGGUGGUGCCUAGCGGGUAAAGAGGAGCUCGUAUUGGAAAACUCAAUUGGGGAAUUUUGGCCAAUCGGUCUUCGAUGUUCACCUUGGCUUGCUAAUAGCGUCGCUUCUAUAAAUUGUCUUCCGUUCUAUGUAUGCAUGUUAGUUAGGUAACGGUAUUGUAGUUUCGUCUCGUGUUCCGAUAGCCGCGCAAUGAAGCUCGACGCGAAGAGUCCGGCAGAGCAAUCGGC
Messenger RNA from Trichoderma harzianum CBS 226.95, 911 nucleotides. RefSeq lists its product as hypothetical. The record is from RefSeq and is a predicted model, not a curated record. Lineage: Eukaryota; Fungi; Ascomycota; Sordariomycetes; Hypocreales; Hypocreaceae. The coding region runs from base 278 to 502 and encodes 74 amino acids. The transcript has a single exon.